AUGGAAGAAUCCAGUAUUAAGUAUAUUCUUCUGCGUGAUCAUGUCGCACGCGAAGUUGAACAUAACAUGUUUACACUCGGCUUAACGGCGAAGUCUACACCAGCGCCAGUUUUGCGAGGCGAGUUAUUAGAAGGUGUUCGAAAGGCUAACCAGCCUAUGAACUCUACUAAAGUAGCUGUUGUUGGAAUUGAACGUAAAUCACUACGUCUUGAAUGUCCUGUGGACGAUAUCAGUCGAUUAUCUAAGGAAGAAACCGACUUGCUUUUAGCAAUAACUUCAUAUGAAGCAAGAUAUCAAACGUAUAUGGAGAGGAAACGUCUUGCAUUUGGCCGACAAUUGUCACUCGGAAGUGAUGUUUUCGUUGAAGUGGAAGGAAUCUCAAAAGUUUUACCUGGUAUUGUUCGGUACAUAGGUGUAUUACCGCAAAGUCAAGGAACUUGGUUUGGAGCUGAACUCAUCGUA
This is a messenger RNA of Pocillopora meandrina, 462 nucleotides long. The record is from the annotation of a GenBank genome assembly. NCBI's taxonomy places the organism in Eukaryota, Metazoa, Cnidaria, Anthozoa, Scleractinia, Pocilloporidae.